Ilex paraguariensis (yerba mate) is the source of this 1498-nucleotide messenger RNA. The record is from the annotation of a GenBank genome assembly. Lineage: Eukaryota; Viridiplantae; Streptophyta; Magnoliopsida; Aquifoliales; Aquifoliaceae.
CAGAGAACGGUGGAAGAGAAAAACUCUGCAUAAGUUGGGCCACUAGCUUGCUAACACAUUGGACCAACGGUUUGAGGCUUUGAGCUUAGACGUGAGCAGCAAAAAAGGGGAGCAGGAAAUGAGUGAGCAUAGGGGCACUGGAACUACUUAGCACUUGGCCGUGUGGGUUUGUAAGGUGUGGAGCAUGUAGAAAACUACAUCCGCAAAGCACACAGGGACGUGUAUUGUGCACUGGGCCGUCAGCUACUAGAUCACAGUAUCAUAAUGCUGUCACUUUUUUCUGGAGGUCCAGAUUGGACUAUAACAUAAAGAAAGCUCCAGCUGUAGAGGUAGUUGUGAAGGAAGUUGAUGUUCAUAGUGCAGGAGGGACAUACAAUUCAGGGUGAAGCAGGAGACUUUAUGAAUUCUAAUCAGAUCAAAGUAUCUUUUCCUUCAUAAACAUAGUUAUUACCCAGAUUCCUUUCUUGCUGCAUGCAACUAAUUGCUGGACUGCAGCUUUUCUGCUUCAUAUACCUGUCUUCCCUUCUGAGUUUCCUUUUAGCACGGCCUUUGUUCUCAUAUGGUCAAAACAAAUUUCUUCUUAAAUUGGGUACAGUUUGAUAUUCUUCUGGAAAUUUAGGUUUUGGAAAGAACCAAGUUUAUUAAGGCCAUGUACUAUUAGAUAUGGUUUUCUAGCGUUUGGCAUUGUUCAACGGGUGAAGAUGGCGUUUUAUUCUGAGGAGGAACAAACUGAGGAUUACCUUUUCAAGAUUGUUUUGAUUGGUGAUUCAGCUGUUGGGAAAUCAAAUUUGCUUGCUAGGUUUGCCAGAGACGAGUUUUACCCUAAUUCGAAAUCUACUAUAGGAGUAGAGUUCCAGACCCAGAAGAUGGAAAUCAGUGGGAAGGAAAUUAAGGCACAGAUUUGGGAUACAGCUGGUCAGGAGCGAUUCAGGGCUGUUACAUCUGCAUAUUACAGAGGUGCUGUUGGAGCUAUUCUGGUCUAUGACAUCAGUAGACGCCAGACAUUUGAUAGUAUUGGCAGAUGGCUUAAUGAACUUCACACUCACUCUGACAUGAAUGUAGUUACAAUACUUGUUGGCAACAAGACAGAUCUCAAAGAUGCCAGGGAGGUUACAACAGCUGAAGGCAGGGCGUUGGCUGAGACCCAGGGCUUGUUUUUCAUGGAAACUUCAGCUCUCGAUUCCUCCAAUGUAGCUGCUGCCUUCCGGACAGUUGUUAGAGAGAUCUACAACAUUUUGAGCCGGAAAGUUAUUCAAUCCCAGGAGCUCAAGCAAAAAGAUCCUGGCUGGAUGGGUAAUGGAAGAACUGUAGUUAUUCAGGCUGAUGAGAACCAAGGAGAAGGGCAAACCAAAAGGGGUGGGUGUUGUUCAUCCUAGAGUUAGAUCCAACGGACUUUUUCUCCAUUUUUUGUACCUCUGGUUGUGCCAAGGCCGUUAACAAUGAUUCGAGACAAUGGCUAUAGGAGAAAGUGGAUUCGAAAUGUAAAUGACUUUCAAGU